AUGCAGGUUGCCUUCGUGCAGAACGCCUUCCAUUUGAACUCGAAGGCCCUGCCAAGCCCUCCGCAGCGGCAGGCCGGACACGGGCGGCCACGAGCCCCGAGCACGGCAAGCGUGCUCGCGAGCGCGGCCGCAGUGGCGGCAUCUGUGCCGGGGAGCAGAAGGAGGACGGCCACAGCCCGCGCGGCGGAAGAGGAAGGCUACGGCCGGGAGGAUUUGGGCCCGGGGGGCACUGACCCCAGCGGCCGCUAUAGCUGGGAACGCUGCGGGCUGACGAUACUGGUCACCGCGCCGGUGGACGAGGAGGUAACCAAGAAAGAUAUCUCGGCAAGCUUCAGCUUGCGCCAGGUGAGCAUCUCCGUCAAGGGCGAGGCUCUCAUCGACGGCGUGCCCGGGUGCGAGCUGGACAGCGAGGAAUGCUUCUGGGAGAUCGAGGACGAGGGUGAUGGGAAGAAGCUGAUCAUCCACCUGGCCAAGAAGGGCCGCGCCUCUCGCUGGCCCGACACGCUGCUGAAGUGA
Messenger RNA from Effrenium voratum, 516 nucleotides. NCBI's taxonomy places the organism in Eukaryota, Dinophyceae, Suessiales, Symbiodiniaceae. The record is from the annotation of a GenBank genome assembly.